UACUCAUCAUUUAUAGAGAUGUAGUAUAACAACCCUGUCUACCAAACCCAAAUUUUUUUUGCUUUAAAGUUAAAGCCCACUAUAGUUAAACAUAAAGUUUUCCUUUUUUUCUUCACAAAUAGAAAGUCAUUUCCUUCCUCAUUUUUUUUCUUUUUCUCUAUGCGAACGAUACAAAGAUAAAAAAAAAACACAGAUCAAACAGAAAAUAAAAAUAAAGAUCAUCAACAAUGAUCUUACAGUCAUCAUCGGAUACAUGCUCACACUCUUAUCCUUUAUUGCUUGUAAUUUCAUCAUCAUGUACAACAUGUACUGUUCAUUUUCUGUCUUACUGUUGUGCAAGUUUUUUUCUAUUUAUCAUAUCAAAAUUUUAUGAAAUGCGAUUCGUGAAGAAACAAAAUAUAUUUAGAUGAUAUUUCUCAAAAUAUAUUCGUGUAGAAUUUUUUAUAUUUUUGUUUUAUUAGGUCGUCUUACUCCCUAUUAGAUCUAAGAUUCAAAGGACCAUAACACUUUUAGGUUAAUUUUAAUAUAUAUUUUUUUAACAAUUUAAAGUUUAUAUGAUCUAUAUAUAAUUAGGUUUUUAAAAAUUUGAAAACCAAUGCAACUGUUUCAUUCGGAUUUACCAUGGAAUAUAAUCAUUAAAAGACAAUAUACCUUGACUAAUUCAUGUCAAAUAGCGAAUGUAAUUUCUUUAGAUUAAUAUUAAGUAGGUAGGUAUGUUCUAGCCAAAAUAGAUGAAUAUAUGUAAGUUAUUAUUUUCUCAAAAUUUAUAGUUUAACUAGUUUCCAGAUUUUAAGGUUUUUUACUAAUUAUUUUCAGGUAUGUUUUACCAAAUAUAGAUGAAUAUAUUCUUAAAUCAUUAAUUUGUGUAUCUCUUAAAAUUAUAUGUCCACGCGGUUUUUGUUUGAAGCCUAAGAACUAAAAAACAUAUUCCUAAGCAAACUUGCAAGCAAAAAGGUAUUUUUUUUUGCCAUCUAAUAUUAAAGGGACAAAGCCCAAAGGACAAAGCCCAAAACACAUUACAAAGAUCAAACUAAAAAGCCCAAAAUAGAAGGGCAAACUAAAAGAGUCACUUGGGCCUUAAGCCCAUUGAACUGAAACCCGUAAAAGACGCAUGUUGAAGCCCCACCAAUGAGGAACAUAUGUCACAACAUCGCCACUCGAAUGUCACGUGCCCUAAGGCUGAAUCGCCACCGCACAACACCGGCAAGAGCAUCACCGACAACCUGCUAAUCGGAGAUCCACUAGAACCACACCGGAAACAGGAUCCCGUGCAAAGCAACCGCGACAUCAAUACCUGGAGGUGAAAACUCAGCCACACCGCUUUAGCUUCCAUCGCCGAGACGUGUAAAAAAUCUCUUCUUCAGAAGGAGUUCCGACCUCCAAUUGAACAUCGCCAUCGAAUCAAUCGAACCGGAAAUCGCUUGGAACAGAACGAAACAAAGAAAAAGAGACCAUACAGAAUCUGAUCCAACAUGUAACCAAUUCGCCGUCAAACAUCAAAGGAUGCUGCAAAGCGGAUCCAAAAGCCGGCGGUCCAACACCACAGAGGAAAGUGUGGUCCCCGAAGCCAAGAGCCGGCGGUCCAAUCCCGUAAAAGAGGCAUGGUUCCCAGAGCCAGAAGCCGGUCGUCCACCAUAUGAAAGAUGCGAACAGAACCGGUCAUGCGACGCUUUAUAAGCCAUCGACGCCGGAGAGAAAAACCCGAUGAAAUAUAGAUUGAAACAAAUCUGAAGGCCGAAGACAAACCGGUGAGGUGGAUCGACGACUUUCUCUCUCUGAAAAAUAGAGAGAGUGAAGAGAGAGAAAUUCGCUUGUUUAUUACAAUUGCAAACAAAGAAUAUGCGCAAUCACAAAUCAAUUAAUAAAUAAAAAUAAGUUAACGUCUAUACAUAUCGUCAUUUCAUUUUUUUUUAACACAUACAUAUCCUCAUUUCACAUGCUACAUUUACACUCGAUUCCUGAAUUUUAAAUCGCAUAGCCGAUUUUUAAUUCUCUCUCUCGAAAACUGAAAAAUAAAUAUAAAAAUAAAAAUAGGAAUAAAAAUGUUCUUGGAAACAGAAUAUAUAAGAUAAAUAAUUUGAUUAUACAAUUUCGGAUAAAUACGUUUUCUCCUUCCUAAGUUGAGAAAUGAUAUUAAAUAGCACCGCUGCAAAGAAGAAGCGAGAAAACAAACACGAAAGAAUAUUUCGAGGAAGAAGAAAAUAAAGAAAGAUUUUUCCACACGCAAAGGGUUCCUCUUAUGGAUCAUGUCUUCAUCUAGUAGAGAGCUCUCGUUAUUGAUUUGAAGCCCUAAUGAGAUCAACCGACCAUCGUCUAAUGGAGGAAUCGUCUUCCCCUUCUUCCCACUAUUUCUCUAUUUUCACGAACUACCCUCUGCUUUCCGCCGUAUUAGCUUUCACCAUCGCACAGUUCAUCAAGUUCUUCACCACCUGGUAUAAGGAAAAGAGAUGGGAUCUGAAACGGCUUGUUGGGUCUGGAGGAAUGCCUUCUUCACAUUCAGCAACUGUUACAGCUCUUGCUAUGGCCGUUGGUUUACAAGAAGGCUUUGGAGGAUCUCUUUUCGCUAUGGCUUUCAUUCUCACUUCCAUUGUUAUGUAUGAUGCAACUGGUGUAAGAUUACAUGCUGGACGCCAAGCUGAGGUUCUCAAUCAGAUUGUGUAUGAACUUCCUUCAGAGCAUCCCCUCGCUGAAAGCAGACCCUUGCGUGAACUUCUAGGUCAUACCCCUCCACAGACCAUAUCUGUUUUAUGUGUCAUCAGGUCAUUGUGGGUGGGAUCCUUGGAACUGCUACAGCAGUUGUUGGCUACUUAGUCAACUUGACAGCCAAGUAGCCUAACGUGCGGCAAGAACUCACCUCUUCUGAUCCAUCCUGUGUGAAAGCCUCUGGUAUGUAGCUGAAUCAGCCAUGACAAGCAAAUAGACUCUGGAAACUGGGUUCAUGGACCCAUGUUUCUUUCCGGUGCUCAGCUUGUAUCAUUGACAACAUAGUAUAUAUAUGUUUGGGUCGUGUAAAGAAAACAUGAAAAAAAAGUCAUUACACGGAUAUAUGAUGUGGUAAAAGAGGAGCUUUUGCCUUGAACUAACAAACGAGUAUGAUAUGUUUAGAUUCAGCAGGAUCAUUACUUUUAAACUCAAAUUUAUGGAAACCUCUAUAUCUAUAGUGGAUCUUUGUUAAAUUGCAGAGGAGGGUCAAAUCCAAAACAUCGCCAAGCAAUGGAACCUCUCUUUAAAUUAUUACUGACAUCCCACCCGUAGAAGAGUGUCAUAUCCUUUUCUCUUUUUUUUCUUGGUUCAAAAUUGUCAUAUUCUGUUUUCCACUAUAUCUACAGAGUAAGCCUUUAAAGGUAAUGCUAAUAAUCUCUAGUUCUUCUAGGUCAUUAAACACAUCUCUUAGUUUUUAUUAACUUACGUCUCCUCUGCCACUUUGAAGGUGGCAUGAGCUAUAUCUGAAAUGAUUCCUUUAGUGGCGAUAUUAUAAGGAGGACCUCUUUUCUUGUCGGUACAGCCUCAUGAAACAAACAGAUAGAUUUAAUUAACCAAAGACGUCAUAUGAGAGUGUCUUGAUCAGCAUAUGGAACAUACUGUCUUCUCCGACCAGUAAGAGCUCCAAGAUCAGCAGUCCGAAGAUUCACCAUCAAGAAUAUGUAUGGAGGUGUGUGACCUUAAAGAAUUCUCCUAGUAAGAAGAGCCAUGAAGCGAUCAAAAAUAACAUUUACUCUUCCUAGUGAAUUUGUUGGAAAACUGAGAUACAAAGAGAGAAACAUGUGCUUAAUCUUAAUAAACCUGGCUAUUAGUAACAAACCCGAUCCAACUGUAAGCAAUUCUAGACUUCAAGACUGAGUUGAGAAGCAAUGUUUUGCAUUAUUGAUUAUUCUGAUCAUGGUUCUUCACUGAUAGACCAUGAAUUUUACCCAAUUUUAGUCAUGGUUUAUAAGUGUUUUAAUAACUAAUUACUAUGUUUUGGAGUCUUUUUCGAAUAUUUACAGGUUCAGGUAAAUUAUGGAGAAAUAUGGUAAUUUUUGAGUUUUUUGGAGUCUUUUGGAACCUUUUGAUGUGCAUAACUGCACAGACGCGUCAUAUGUUUAUCUAUGGAUAGAGAUCUUACCACCGUUAUAUUGAUCCCAUCUUUUAACACAAGAUAGAGCUUUGAAUUAUUUUUCCAAUGCCCCAGGUCUUAGAUCAAUCAGCAUCUUGUAGCAGAAAUUAUGCAUGUUUUACUGAAGAGUGGCCAGUCUGUCUCGCGAAAAGAAGCUGUCGAGGAGAUGAAGGAAUAUCGAUCGAUGGUGCACCCUUGGCAUCGAUCGAUGGUACACCCUUGGCAUCGAUCGACGGUGUUUCUAGAAUGCAGGCCGAAUAUAUUUUAUGAUUAAUUUAGGUUCAAAAGUUAUCACAAAUUACCUGAAUAUCUUUACACGACUAAAAACCCUAUUUUACUCUUUUCUAACCCAUUGUUGACGGCUAAGCUUCAACUAUUCUAAAGAGAGAUAGCUUAGGAUUGGAAAGAGAGAUCUGUACACCUUGAGAGAUGGAAGAUCGUGAACCACCUUUGUUUCUUUAUUCUAUUAUGUUUUUAUUUAUCUAUUGCAGUAUUAUUCAGACCAUCAUAAUGUUUCCUAUGAAUAUGUCUGAGUCGUUCUCUUUUUAGAUUUAGGAUUCUUCAAAGGUUAACUUAUGGUUUGCCAAAUCUAUAUUGUUGUUAGGGUGAUUUAAUUAUUUCUUCAUCUAGUUGUUCUUAUUACUAAGCUUAGGGUUGAUAAACCAUGAACUUAGAUCUUAGGAUUGAUUGGUGCAAGUGAGAGAUUGGAAUGUUGCCUGAAUAAAACUAGUAUGAUCUUAUUAGUUAGGCACACGAGAGUUGGUCUAGGUGAUUAGAGAACACAUCAAACCUAUUCGCUAAAGCUUGCUAGAAGUAGUGUCGUCAACACUCCAUAAGAUGCAUCGAUCGACAGUCAAUACCAGACAUCGAUCGACAAUCCAUAGGAGACAUCGAUCGACACUCUCUUAGGAAUUGCAUACGAGAGUUGACAGAUUAUAACUUCAGUUUGAGUUCGAGAACAAUUAAUAUUCAUAAAUCCCUAAUAAUCUAAUAAGUUUACAUAUUUGUCAUGCUGUAUUUUCCCAACUCGUUAACAGCCUCAAUUCAAUCAACUAAACAACUUGUUCACCUAAUAUUCACUGCAUUUACUGCUUACAACUUGCUUGUCUAGCUUUAUUUCAAAGGCUAUAAUUCUAUUGUGUAAUCUUAAAGUUUAUGUGGAUUUGAUCCCUUAGUAGUACAACUGAACCUUUUAUUUGAGAGAAUAAUUCACUCUUUAGGGUAAUUUGAGUGAUAUAUUCACACAUGUUAAAAAUAUAUACUACAGUCUAAUUAUAUAUGCAGAUUAUAUAUUUUUAUAAUUCAAACCAAUAAAAAGGAAUUAGUAAAACAAUUUUUAUAUAUUAGUAAAACAAUUUCUACUAACAAAAUUAGCUUUGUGAAAUGAUUCGAAGUGUUUGUUAAGAGGAAAAAACAAACAAAUAAAAACUAACAACAUCCAAAUGUUUGGCAUUGUUGCAGAGUGUCUAGCCCUUUUGGUUGCACAAGUUGUGAUCAUAUCAACAGGUUUCUCGAACUUUGUAUACAAGUUAGACUGUCAAAAACUCAUUCACCUUUUUUCAGAAAAUUGGUCAUUUGAUGUUCAUUGGAUCUUUUUCGCUAUUCGAUCCCUUAUCUUUCUUUUUGGUGUUAUAUAUGCUCAAUUUCUGUGUUGUAUUUACACUAUGGCAAACUCUUUGGGUUGUGAUGUCUUCCUUUGUUGUAACACCUUCUUCUCUUUUGGAGUUUUAAACUCUUAAAAUAAUGAAGUAAGGUUUGACCAAAAAAUAAAAAAAAAACAAAAAAACUAGCAACUAUAAACUUUAUAAUAGUAGAAAAUCUUAUUUAAACUUAUAAAUAAAGCACAAUUAUUUAAUCUUCAAACGCAAACAUAUUUAUACUUCAAAUACAAUUGUUAAAAGAUAUAAUCACAUAUAUUAUAUUUUUAAAUUUCAAUGUAAAACAUAAAAUCUACAAUUUAAGUUGGUGUUUGAAAUUGGGCUUUGUAUUGUAUUUUUCUUAUAUAUAUUAAAAAAAAAUUAUAAUGGUUACUGAAAAAUAUGUUAGAAAAAAUCAAAUUUUGAAUAUAUGUAUAUUUUUGAAUAAAUUUUUGAUAUAAAUCAAUAUUAAAUUAUUAUUUUGAUUUGAAUAUGUAUAUCAAGUAACAAAACUCAUUACUUUUUAAUAUAAUGUAAUGGACUUCCAAUUUUUUUUAAUAGCAUAAGUCUAUUAUUUUUUUUUCUAACUUACUUCUAUCCAUGUUUCGUAACAACUUUUUUUUAAUUGUUAUCUAUGUUGCCAAACAAAAGCUUAAAGUGUUUUUGCUUUAAUAAGAUAAAUUUAAUUCCGUACAAGACGCGGAUUAUUACUUAGUAUAUAUUAAAUUAAAUAUAUGAGUUAAUUAUUCAUCUAACAUGUAUUUGCUUAUUCAAUAGUAUUUGAGUAUUUAUCCGGGGUUGAAUUUGUCUUUGGUAAAAUUUCUGUUGAAAUAAUGAAAUUUUUAAUAUUUUGGAUAUCUAUUUGGAUUCAGAUUCAGGUAAAAUUCAUAAGCCAAAACACCGUAAAACAAGAUCGAUAUUUAUGUUGGAUUCUGUUUAAUUCGGAUUUAUUUUCAUCGGAUCAGUUGGAUCUAUUAGAUUCAGUUUAUUUGCUCAUCUCUACAUUAUACCAUCACCCAUAAAUUCGAUGGGCUCUGUUUGUAUAAAUUAUUAAUAAUAUUUUUAGAACAGUGUGUCUAUAAAUUGUUGACAAAAAUUUCUUAUAACACGCUACCAUGUAUCACAAUCAGUGAACAAAGUUUAAGCAUUGCUGUCCAGCAUUUUGAAACAUUGUUUUUAUAGCACUAAACCACACCGAAGAGCAAGUCACGAAACAAAAGGCAUGAACGAACUAUGGACUAAACGACUGUAACUUCAAACGAUUGUCGCAUAUUACAAUAACUACAUAAAUUUAUCUGAUAAUGUGUUCGUCGUUCCAUAUCAACUACUUACUAAUUUGACAGAACAUUAGGAACUAAAAAAUUCUUUGGAUAUACAUACAUCAUGUUUCAUUCAUAAGAUUUCUGAAGUAUCCGACCGAAUUAAUGAGAAAUUCAAAUUCUGUAAACUACUCAUUUGCAAGUAACGUCAACUAUUGUUUACUUUUUUUUUGUCCCCCAUCUUUUGUAUCAAAAAUUCAUAAAAGCAAAGUUUUGGUAUCAAACAAAAAAACCGAAUAAAAUACAAAAUGAUGAGCCUUUUGAAAAAAAAAAGAAAA
Messenger RNA from Brassica rapa (field mustard), 7330 nucleotides. RefSeq lists its product as uncharacterized. Lineage: Eukaryota; Viridiplantae; Streptophyta; Magnoliopsida; Brassicales; Brassicaceae. The record is from RefSeq and is a predicted model, not a curated record.